Molecule: messenger RNA, 3570 nt
Organism: Gigantopelta aegis
Lineage: Eukaryota; Metazoa; Mollusca; Gastropoda; Neomphalida; Peltospiridae
Product: carcinoembryonic antigen-related cell adhesion molecule 1-like
Exons: 10
Coding region: 17-1531 (504 amino acids)
Source: RefSeq, a predicted model, not a curated record
GGGUUGACGCUUAGACAUGGCGCAGGGAUAUCGCUACGAGUUCUGCUUCUUGUUGGUUCUUAUUGACAUGAUUCAUUCAGCCACUGGUCAAUUUAACUUAACUGCAUCUGGACCAUAUGGAAUUGUUGGGUCACCUUUUACAUUCACCUGUAGGAAUGAUUAUCCUCCCGAGGUUACCUGGUUUGUGAAUGAUACAGAGUACACGAUGCAUUACCAUCCAGGAGGUCGAUGCCACUCUCGCUUGUCUCUUCCGACAAACUACACUUUCAACUGUUCCAAAAGAAUAUUUACGCUAACAAUCAACUCUGUGAACAUCAGUCAGCACGGAACAGUUUGGCGAUGUGGUUUUAGACGUGGACCACCAGAGAGCAAUACAAUAGUGUUGGAAGUUCGAGGUGGCCCAGGUUCAGUCAAUAUACGGAACACCUUCAUCAAGUACAGGAUAUAUUCCCAUGGAAGAGGUGAAUGUGAUAUUGAUAUUUUGCUACACAUUCGGAGAAACUACACUUUCAACUGUUCAUAUGAACUCUUUACCCUAACAAUAAACUCUGUGAACAUCCACCAGCACAGAACAGCAUGGCGAUGUAGAGGGUUUCCUUGGGAAUCAACGAGCAACACAGUAGUGCUAGAAGUUCGAGACGGUCCUGGUUCAACAGUGCGAGUGAACACACCGUCUGUAUUAAUUCCCGAAGAAGGAAGUGACGUAGCAGUGUCAUGCGCAGCAGACUGUUUCCUCCGAUGUGACUUCACGUGGACGUUCAACAACAAGACAAUAAGCAACUUAAGCAUUCUUUCUCUAUCCGGAAUUAACAGAACACAGAAUGGAACUUACACGUGCACCGCUGUCAAUCCAGAUAUACGACAAUCGGCAAACACAUCAGUAUACGUGGAUGUGCUGUACCAACCUGUUAUUAAGUUGUUGCAGUUAAAGAAACCCGACACUAAAGCUGUUGUUGACGAAGUAAGACCCAUCACACUGAUAUGUGUUGUCGACAGCAACCCAACAUCUAGCAUGAAGCUGUUCAGGGACAGACAACUCGUACGACAGAUGACGAAUGUGACGAGUCUGGAAUACACCUGGCGCGAAGCUCUGUGUCAAACCUCCGGGACGUACUCGUGUGAAGCAGAAAACAGCGUGAAGUCACCGGCCAAGAAAACCACGGAACUGGUUGUUGAAUGUUUUCCUGGUAAAGAAGACGGUCGGUUCGCGGCAGGUUUUGGGGCAGGGAUUGGAACAACAGUUGCCCUACUCCUGCUAUGUGCAGCAGCCGUCCUUUUGUACUUCCGGGUGAAGAAAUCUCGAAAACAUAAGCAGGAGAAAACCUCGAGCAGAAACACGGAACAGCAGCUAUACAGUAAUGCAGCUUUUGGUAAUCAAGACGAGUCUGCUAGACCGGAAGCUCACGCUGCACCGGAAGCUGAUAAUACUGUAUACUCAUCGCUUGGCGCAGCAGGUUCUGAGUCACCCUAUGAAGGUCUUACAUUUGAUAACAGAACACAAGAAGUGACGUACGAAAACGUACAGAAGUGAACGCUGUUGAUUGGUUCCUUUCAUCAGACUUGAACUCAGUUCACUUGGUGAACUGCGACUAGAGAUAUGCUGAUAUCAUAAAGCAGCAGGUGUUGACAAAGUAGUUAACGAAUACAUUAAGUCAACCGCUACGUUGCUGAUGCCAGUUUAUGUUAAACUUUUUAAUACUAUUUUUGAUAAUGGAGUCUUACCAGAUGAAUGGCAUAUCGGUAUUAUUAUAACAAUGUUUGAAAACAAAGAAAAUUACCGACGAAUCACAUUACUUUGCUGCUGCUCACAACUUUAAUUAGUAACCGUUUAAGUUUAUUCAUUGAGGAAAAUAAUACGAUUAGUGAGGCCCAGACCGCGUUCCGUAAAGGCUACUCAACUACAGACCAUAUUUUUACAUUACGUCACUUAAUAGAUAUCUUGAAAAAAAUAAAAAUAAAUUGCGGUUUUGUGGAUUUAAAAAAAACAUUCGACACGGUACCUAGAAUACAGCUCUGGCAUAAACUACCACAGCAUAACAUAACCGGUAAUUUUUUUAGAAUUAUCCAUCAAAUGUAUCAAGGCGUUAAAUCAAUGAUUGUCGUAAAUAAUCAGCAAUCUACUUUAUUCCCAUGUAACAACGGUAUCCGUCAAGGUGAAAAUUUAUCCCCUAUUCUAUUCUCCCUGUAUUUUUAUGAUUUAGAAGAUUAUUUAUCUAGCCAUGGAUGUGAAAGGGUUUCCCCUACAGGAGACAACCAAGAUCACACAAUAGAUAUUGCUUUACACAUGCGUUGCUUGUUAUAUGUAGACGGAGCUGCCCUAUUAUCAACCACUGCAGCAGACCUCCAACACACCUUAAAUAUGUUUUAUCAAUAUUGCAAUAAAUGGAAACUUAAAAUAAACGGAAACAAAACAAAAAUAUUGAUAUUUAACACUAGAGGUUAUAAACAUAAUUUUAAGAUUGGAAAAAUACAUUUGAACCUGUGAAAGAAUACAAAUAUUUAGGAAUUGCUUUUACAAAAUUAAACAACUUUCGAAUUACUAAGAAUAGACUUAAACAACAGGCUACCAAGGCCAUGUACUUUGUACUAUCAAAAUCAAAGGACAACUAUCUAUCAACCGAAUGAUAACUUAAAAUGAUCCACUUAAUGGUUCUCCCAGUUUUAUUAUAUGGAUGCGAAAUAUGGGGAUACGAAAAAGUUGAUAUAUUUAAUUCUGUACAAAUAAACUUUCUAAGACACAUCAUACCUGUUGAAAACGCAACACCAAUAUUUAUACUUUAUGGAGAAUUAGGGACAAUGCCAGUCGAGUUAACUAUAUAUAGAAGAAUGGUAUGUUACUGGGCGCGACUGAUAUCAGGAAAACAAUCAAAAUUGUCUGCUCUUUUAUACAAAAUUAUGUUAAAUGGCCACGUUACUAACGGAACUAACUAUAACUGGAUUAAUACUGUUAAAACACACUGACUAAUUUGGGAAUGGGUGAUAUCUGGAUAAGACUAUCUUUCACAUCAGUAAAUUGUCUCUCACAACAAAUUAAACAAAGACAAUGCGAUCAGUAUUUACAAACAUCGAAAAAUACCAUAUCACAGUCAUCGAGAGGCAACUAUUUUUCGAAGGCUAUAUUAAUAAACUACCAGAAAAACUGUGGACAACACUUAAAAUAUAGAACGUCUAACCAUUACCUACCCGUUGAAAUUGGACGUCGGAAUAACAUACUCAUAGAAGAUAGAAUGUGUACACUAUGUAAUGCAAUGGACAUUGGCGACGAGUUCCAUUAUGUUUUGAUUUACCUUUUUUUUCAUAAUUGAAGUCCAGUUGCUACGCGACCAAGUACUUAUAAAUUUAGAGAACUAAUGGAGAAUAAACGAAUUAGUACCUAAAGAAAUUAGCAUGAUUCAUAAAUAUAAUAAUUAAUUAAUCCAAACGCCCUUGACUACAAACCAAACAUAUUUAAUAAAAUAUUAUCAUUAUCCACUGCACCAUAUACAAGUUUAACAAUCUAUUCGUUUAUAAGUACUUGAAUACCCGUAUUUCUGUAUUAAAUAUGUGUGUUAUUAUAUAAUAUAUUAAUAU